AUGCCUGAGCCUGCCAAAUCUGCGCCAGCUCCUAAGAAAGGCUCUAAAAAGGCCAUUACUAAAGUCCAAAAGAAAGAUGGCAAAAGGCGCAAGCGCAGCCGCAAGGAGAGUUAUUCAGUGUAUGUGUAUAAGGUGCUGAAGCAGGUCCACCCUGACACGGGUAUCUCGUCCAAAGCAAUGGGCAUCAUGAACUCGUUUGUUAAUGAUAUCUUCGAGCGCAUCGCGAGCGAGGCAUCUCGCCUGGCCCAUUACAACAAACGCUCGACCAUCACCUCGCGGGAGAUCCAGACAGCGGUGCGCCUGCUGUUGCCCGGCGAGCUGGCUAAGCACGCCGUGUCUGAAGGUACCAAGGCCGUCACCAAGUACACCAGCUCCAAGUGA
Orycteropus afer afer is the source of this 381-nucleotide messenger RNA. Its product is annotated as histone H2B type 1-F/J/L-like. The transcript has a single exon. The record is from RefSeq and is a predicted model, not a curated record. The coding region runs from base 1 to 381 and encodes 126 amino acids. Gene Ontology annotation, molecular function: structural constituent of chromatin; DNA binding; protein heterodimerization activity. Lineage: Eukaryota; Metazoa; Chordata; Mammalia; Tubulidentata; Orycteropodidae. Gene Ontology annotation, cellular component: nucleosome.